Messenger RNA from Arabidopsis thaliana (thale cress), 781 nucleotides. It is a transcript of the gene EDA21, whose product is annotated as embryo sac development arrest 21. The record is from RefSeq and is marked reviewed. The coding region runs from base 283 to 558 and encodes 91 amino acids. Lineage: Eukaryota; Viridiplantae; Streptophyta; Magnoliopsida; Brassicales; Brassicaceae. The transcript is spliced from 2 exons. Gene Ontology annotation, cellular component: extracellular region.
UCCAUAGUCAUCUUUCUAAAUAUUUGUAAUCGACAAAAUAUAUAUUUUUGUUGAUAGUGCUAUGUAUUUAUUAAAAUAAAGUAUGGUUCCGCACUAUUUACGGGUCGAAAUUAUUUGGCAGCAAAAGUAGACGAUGUUUAGGUAUAUAAAACUAGAUAAAGUAAUCUAGGGACAUACACAUAUCGAUAUAAAAUAAUGCGUUUUGCUAUAAUUAGAAGAACAUUAAGAUUACAAACGAAGGCAAAUUAAAGAGUGAAGAGAGAGCACUUGACUAAGACAAGAAUGGCCGUGAAGCUCAUUUACCUCUUUCUCUUCUUAUACAUUGCUCUUCUAAUUUCAGAAGGGAUGGCUACUACUCCAGGCCGGACUAUGAGCACAACCGCGGGAAGACGGGAUGGGAAGAGUGGUCGGACGGAAUGGCUGUACGUAGCCGGAGAAUGUGCGAAAUUACCACGUUGCAACAAAUAUUGCGUCUCUAAUGGGUUUCAUCUUGGUGGGUUUUGUGAGAAAUUGUCUCCUCAAGCUUCUUAUCUUUCUUGUGUCUGUAAAUAUACUUAGGUUUCAUCAAACUCACCUAUUUCCUCUUUCUUGGUGUUGGGAGAGAUAAUAAAGUGUUGUUCAGAAUUCUAGACUUGACUUGUUGGUCCAUUCUACUUAUAAUGGUUUGGACUUGUAAGCCUUGUAUAUCUUUGUUUGUUUCAUAAAAAAAAGAAGCACUAUCCUUUAAAGUUUUAUCUCAAAAUUAAUAAGAAACUUUGAAUUUGUUGUACAGAUGUGAUAA